Lactuca saligna is the source of this 1038-nucleotide messenger RNA. The record is from the annotation of a GenBank genome assembly. Lineage: Eukaryota; Viridiplantae; Streptophyta; Magnoliopsida; Asterales; Asteraceae.
AUGGCUUCUUUUGCAUUCAUCUCUUUCGUCGGCCUCCGCAAAUCUUCGCCGGAAAAACACCACCAUCACUCACUCACCACUCUACCUAAAUGCAUUGCACCAAGCCAAGCUCACUACCGCCGUCUCAAUGUCGUCGCCGCCAAAACCAGCCCAAAAAUCACUGGACGAAACCUUCGAGUCGCAGUCGUUGGCGGUGGUCCUGCCGGUGGAGCAGCUGCCGAAACACUAGCCAAAGGCGGAAUAGAGACGUUCUUGAUCGAGCGCAAACUGGACAAUGCCAAGCCCUGUGGUGGCGCCAUUCCACUUUGCAUGGUCGGAGAAUUUGAGUUGCCGUUGGAUAUCAUUGACCGCCGUGUUACCAAGAUGAAGAUGAUCUCCCCGUCAAACAUUGCCGUCGACAUCGGUCAAACACUCAAACCCCAUGAGUAUAUCGGCAUGGUCCGCCGGGAAGUCCUCGAUGCCUACUUACGUGACCGAGCUGCUACCUCCGGCGCCACCAUCAUCAACGGACUUUUCGUAAAAAUGGACAAACCCCAAGAGAAAAACGCACCUUACGUCCUCCAUUACAACGCCUAUAACGGAAAAACCGGAUCCACCGGAGAAAGGAUGAGUAUCGAAGUCGACGCCAUAAUCGGCGCCGACGGAGCAAACUCCCGUGUCGCAAAAUCCAUUGAAGCCGGAGAUUACGAGUAUGGAAUAGCUUUCCAAGAACGUGUCAAGAUCCCAGACGACAAAAUGCAGUACUACGAGAACGUUGCUGAGUUGUACGUCGGAAACGACGUAUCACCGGACUUCUAUGGAUGGGUGUUUCCAAAAUGCGACCACGUGGCUGUUGGAACAGGAACAGUCACACACAAACCCGACAUCAAAAAGUUCCAGCUUGCCACGCGCCUCCGUACGCAUGACAAGAUUCUUGGCGGAAAGAUCAUACGGGUGGAAGCUCACCCCAUCCCGGAACACCCCCCGUCCAAGGAGAGUGGUGGAGAGGGUAGCCCUGGUAGGAGAUGCGGCGGGGUAUGUGACGAAAUGCUCCGGUGA